Messenger RNA from Xylona heveae TC161, 2819 nucleotides. Its product is annotated as glycoside hydrolase family 32 protein. Bases 219 to 2618 code for a protein of 799 amino acids. Gene Ontology annotation, biological process: carbohydrate metabolic process. Gene Ontology annotation, molecular function: hydrolase activity, hydrolyzing O-glycosyl compounds. The record is from RefSeq and is a predicted model, not a curated record. Lineage: Eukaryota; Fungi; Ascomycota; Xylonomycetes; Xylonales; Xylonaceae. The transcript has 2 exons.
GAGUAUAUCCCACUACAUUGCAUUCCAUUGAACGUUUUACUCAAUAUUCGCAGCAUAUACUAUCUCGUCCAGACUAGCGCAAUUCAUGGCUCAUAAACAUUGACAUUUUGUUUCUUUCCUUUUCCCUAUUUGAUAUACAUUCUCUAUUGUUCCAAAAAAAAAAAAAUAUCAAUUAGUACCCAUAACGCUCAAGGCAUACAUACAUACAUACAUCCACAAUGCCUUCCGCGCUUCACUCCAUCCUUCUUUCCCUCGUUUUACACUCCUUGCCAAUCCUCGCCGCUCCCGCUCCUUCCACCGACCCUUCCUCCCCCUCCUCCUCCUCCCCCUCCUUCUCCUCCGGCCCUAUAACAUGCGACCCCUCCAAAGACCACCCCGGCCCAGCCAACCCGUCCUUUGAAGACGGGACGCUGAACGGCUGGACCAUUAUCAGCGGCACCGCCUUCUCCAACUCGGGGUCCAUCAGCUCCGCCACAUCCUACUGGGGCGGGCCCUUUGACCAAGUCGGGACGUACCACCUCUGGGGCUUCGCCGCGGCCGGCGACGGGGCUGUCGGGGAGCUGCACAGCAGUUCGUUCGCAGCGAGUUCGGCGCUGAGUUUCCUGAUUGGCGGCGGGUAUGAUCCGGAUAAUUUAUAUGUAGCGCUGGUGCGGGACGCGGAUAAUAAAGUGCUGUAUAAGCAGACAGGCGCGAACGACGAGGCGUAUGUGCGCGUGGUGUGGAAUACGGUGGGCUAUGCAGGCGAAAAUGUGCAUCUCGUGGUGUAUGAUAAUGCGACGGCGGCGUGGGGGCAUGUUAAUGUGGAUGAUGUAAGGGUUGGGUGUGCGGCGCUGGGGGAUACGGUGACUGUCUCUGCUGCUGCUGCUGCUGCUGCUGCCUCUGGUGUUUCUGCCUCUGAAUUCUCAACAGAAAAUAACAACGACAGCAAAGAAAACGACAAACGAGACGAGAACGACAACGAGAGCAAAAACAACGGGAAAACGACAAAACUGACAUUCAACGUCAUCGGACAAGCCAACACCGCAUCCGGGACGCAAUCCCAAAUCAGCCUCUUCUCCAACGACGCGCUGCGGCCGCAAUACCACUACACGCCGUACCAAGGCUGGAUCAAUGACCCGGCGGGGCUGAUCAAAUGGAGCAAAGACAAUCGGCACCACCUGUUCAGCCAAUAUAACCCCGCGGAGGCGGUAUGGGGCCCCAUGCACUGGUCCCACGCGGACAGCAGCGACGGGGUGCAUUGGCGGAAUUUACCCGUGGCGCUGUAUCCGCCGUAUUAUGACACGGACAAGACUGACACGAGCGGGCGGUUUACGGGCUCGGCGGUGACGGAUCCAAAAGACAGUUCGCUGCGGCUCGUGUUUACAGAGUUUACUGACACGACGCAUCAUCCGGGAGCGACGCCCGAGACGGUAUGGACGGCGACAUCGGGGGACGGGACGACGUUUGUGUAUCCGUCUGCUGGCGGGGGCGGGGGCGGCGACGGCGGAAAUACUAGCACGAACCCGAUAAUUGCGACGCCCCCCGCGGAUUCGGGAAAUGGGUUCCGUGACCCAAAGGUGUUUUAUGACGCGGGCGAUAAUCGGUACAAGAUGGUCGUGGGGUCGGGAGAUAAUGACAAGGGUGGGAAGGUGCAGUUGUUUGCAGCGGCGGGGUCGCUGACGACAUGGGAUUAUGUGGGCGUGCUAUAUCAAGGGGAUGGCUCGCGGGGAGCAAUGUGGGAGUGUCCGAACUUCUUCCCCAUUACAUCUGCAGAUGGCAAGACGACCAAGUGGGCGCUGUUUUACGGUGGGAAUGAGAAGAAUUGGUACGAGGUGGGCACGUUUGAUGGCACGACGUUCCAGUCUGAGAAAGUUGGUCUGUUGGAUUACGGACCGGACUUUUAUGCGGCGCAGUAUUAUCAGGAAGGUGGUGUUGCGCCGCCGGCACAGAAGUCGACGUCGGCGUCGGCAUCGUCAGGAGGUGGAGGAGGAGGUCGUGUCUUGGCAAUUGGCUGGAUGGGUAAUUGGGAUCAGAAUGCCCGUUUUGUAAGCAGGCUCAAUGGCUGGGCUGGCGCGCAGGGAGUCACGCGUGAACUCUUCCUCAAGGCCGAUGGCGGAUUGGGCAGUCGACCGAUUGCCCAGAUUUCGAGCUUGGCGUCUGGAAGCCAGAUUGGUGGAACGAGCAAGACAAAAGAUGUCUCUGCUGGAAGCAGCUGGACUGUUGGAUCUUCCAACCAGGCGCAGUUCACGGUGACGUUUGAUCUGGCCAGUACCAGCGCGAAUAUUAUUACCGUCAAGGUCUUUGGUGUAGCGGCGUCGGGCGGUAGCGAUGCUGUCUUGGUAACGUAUAAUAAGGCCACGGAGACCCUGACGUUAGAUACGACUCAUGCUUCUUCGUAUGGAUGGCCAGGAACGUGGAGCGCGCCGGUCAUUGUGGAUUCGUCGAAUACACUCAGCUUGACGCUCUUAAUGGACCGCUCUAGUCUCGAAGUUUUCUCGGCAGAAGGCGUCUCGUUGACCGCAUGGGUCUGGCCUAAAUAUGUCCAGAGUAAUCAGGUCCAGGUCGUGGCGGAUGGGCAAGGAAGUGUCCGUGUGACAAAAGCCAGCCUGGUGCCGUUUGGCAGUGCUUGGGUAUCGUAGUUUUGUUUUGGACUUGGCCGUGUAGGGGAAUUCCUGGGAGGUAAGACGAUCAAAAAAGACGAAAGGCUGCCUGGAAUAUUUGCAAAAGUGAAAAUAAGUGCUUGAUAUUGCCCUUUCGAAUUAUAUACAAGAGAAAAUCCGCCAAAUAAACCUCGAACCUUCCUCCACUUUGGCGGAGCAGGUAUCCAUGAACGGAUUGAG